CCCAAAAUUCCACCGUCUGUCAGUAACUUCCGCUCCCCUUUGGUUUUACAAGUUUGAACCUGUCUUGAGUAAAUCAUGGAAAAGUGGACGACUGGGUGGGUCACUGUCAUUCCAAAGCCCGUAGCAUCCUUGAAGGGAGUCAAUUCCGAUUUUCGCGGCCGCUUGCUUUCCUUGGAGCGCUCCAGAAAUGCAGCACCGAUGGAAUAGGAAGAAGACCCAGUUUCCGCUGGUGGUGGUCGUCCUGUUGGUCUUCAUGGUCUCCUCGAUUCUCUACAACGAGAGCAACAUUCGGCUAAUCCAUGAGGGCCCAGAUCAUCGCCCUCGACGGGAAGCCACUAGGUUCACGUACGUCCGGCCGAACCUCCCCGCCCGGACCGCCAGAGCUCCAGUUUUGGAUAGGUUUAGUAAAUGCAACUCCACGAGAGAGUACAGUGGGAAAAGUAUCUGGUGGGGUAAUGGUGCACGGGAGACCGACGCCGCGAAGCGGAGCAGAGUGGAUUUGGAGGAGAAAUGUGAUGUGUUUUCUGGGAAAUGGGCGUUCGAUAACACUUCAUACCCACUCUACGAGGAGUCCAGCUGCCCGUACAUGUCAGAUCAAUUAGCUUGCCACAAGCACGGGAGGCCCGACUUGAAUUACCAGUACUGGAGAUGGCAGCCCCAUGGCUGCAAUUUGAAGAGAUGGAGUGCGACAGAAAUGUGGGAGAAGCUGAGGAACAAGAGACUGAUGUUUAUUGGAGAUUCACUGAAUCGAGGGCAAUGGAUUUCUAUGGUCUGCCUUUUACAGUCAGUUCUUUCGAAAGAUCAAAGAUCAAUGUCCCCGAAUGCCCAUCUUACCAUUUUCAGAUCUGAGGAAUACAAUGCUACUGUGGAAUUCCUCUGGGCCCCACUUCUGGUCGACUCUAACUCCGAUGACCCAGUGAACCAUAGGCUGGAUGAACGGAUCAUUCAUCCUGAUUCAGUGCUUAAGCAUGCAGCGAAGUGGAAACAUGCUGAUAUAUUGAUCUUCAAUACUUAUCUGUGGUGGAGACAAGGACCCGUCAAGCUCUUGUGGACUGCCGAUGAAAACAGUGACUGUGAAGAGCUAGAUGGGCUGGGAGCGAUGGAGCUCGCAAUGCAGAGUUGGGCCGAGUGGGUGAGCUCAAAGGUUGAUCCGCUCAAGAAGAAAGUCUUUUUCGUUACCAUGUCCCCUACUCAUCUCUGGAGCCGAGAGUGGAAGCCUAAUAGUGAAGGCAACUGCUACAGCGAGAAGUUGCCCAUAGACCAGGAAGGUUACUGGGGAAGCGGGUCUGACCUGCCGACGAUGCGGAUGGUGGACAAUAUUCUGGGCCAGUUGGGUCCAAAAGUUUAUGUUCUGAACAUCACUCAGCUCUCGGAGUACCGGCAAGAUGGUCACCCCUCUAUAUACCGGAAGUUCUGGGAGAAGCUGAGCCCGGCCCAGUUGUCAAAUCCAUCGAGUUACUCCGACUGCAUCCAUUGGUGCCUCCCGGGCGUGCCUGACGUGUGGAAUCAAUUACUGUUUCAUUUUUUGUAACCAAAAUAUAUCGAGAUUUCACAUGUCCCUUUGUUUGAAUC
Molecule: messenger RNA, 1572 nt
Organism: Punica granatum (pomegranate)
Lineage: Eukaryota; Viridiplantae; Streptophyta; Magnoliopsida; Myrtales; Lythraceae
Source: RefSeq, a predicted model, not a curated record